Messenger RNA from Megachile rotundata (alfalfa leafcutting bee), 2062 nucleotides. RefSeq names its product Radial spoke head protein 4a (gene Rsph4a). Gene Ontology annotation, cellular component: radial spoke; axoneme. The record is from RefSeq and is a predicted model, not a curated record. Gene Ontology annotation, biological process: cilium movement involved in cell motility; axoneme assembly; cilium assembly. NCBI's taxonomy places the organism in Eukaryota, Metazoa, Arthropoda, Insecta, Hymenoptera, Megachilidae.
AUGGCGUACUGUUAUGACGUCGAGGAAGUACCUCCCGAUGAUGUUCCCAGUGUGGAGCACGAUUUGCGAAGAGCUAAAAUGUUUCUUCAGAAACAUAGCCCUGAAUCUGGCGAUAGUCUAUACGAUCACUUAGCAGAGCUCCUAAACAAAAUCCUCGCAGAGCAACCAAGAAACGCAGUCGACGUUUUCGAAGAGAUCAGCAAGAAGGUGAAGCGAGAAAGGUUCAAAACAGAGGAUAAUCAUCUUCGAGACCUAUACGUACCACCGGUGCAGUACAAAGAAGCUAAGAACCUCAUCAAACUGUUCAAGGAUGUGCAAACCAUGUACACGGGUGAGCAAGUUAAGGUGGAUGAAGAGGAGGAAGAAGAAGAAGACAAGAAGAAGAAGAAGCCGGAUAUGUUGGAUCUCUUGUAUUAUUUUGAACAGGCUAACGUUGGAUUGCCAAGGAGCGAGAUGGUUUUGCUUAACUUGGCACUUAGGAAACUUAUGUCUCAGAAUCCUAUUGAAAAUGUUAGAUUCUGGGGCAAAAUCCUGGGCAGCCCAAAAAAUUAUUACGUAGCGGAAGCAGACCUCCAGCCGGAAGAAUUAAACAGACGAUUAGAGAAAAUAGCAGAAGAGGAGGAACGGAAGCGCCAGGAAGAGCAAGCGAAAGCGGAAGAAGCGCGCAGAGCCACCGAAGAAAUUGCUGAACCUGUGGGAAGAGAAGCUGAAGAAGACGCGGAAGAAGCUGAAGCUGAAGCGAAAGAAGAGGAGGGCUUGAAGCUUGUCUUUCCACCUCUGCCUACUCAUUCAUGGAAACCGCCACCGGAAGUACCUCCAGAGAGAAUAGGAAGUGGCGUGAAUACCAAGGUGUAUUUUGUAUGCAACGAACCAGGUCUGGACAAGUGGGUCGAACUUCCAUCGGUUACUCCGCAGCAGAUAGUAAUUGCACGACAGAUUGUUCGCUAUUGCACCGGAAAUUUGGAGACACCGCUAUACACUUUCCCACCGUUUCCUGGAAAGGAAAAGAAUUAUCUUCGCGCGCAGAUAGCUAGAAUCAGCGCGGCUACGCUGGUUUCACCGAUUGGCUUCUAUACGUUUGGCGGGGAGGACGAGGAAGAGGAAUUUGGAGAGGAAGCUCCCGAAGGAGGAGGACUGUCUGAAAACGUGCACUACGACCCUCGGCCAAUAAAGGAGUUGAUCGACCCCUCGAUGUCUAACUGGUGCCACCACUCACCCUACAUCUUAAAACAAGGUCGUACCGUCUGGUGGGACCCCAGCAGAUCAGACGAACAAGAAGUCAUGGACGAGGAGGAUCUCGACGAAGAAGAGGAAGAAGCGGCCGGCGUUCAAAGAGAGGUUGGCCCGCCCCUUUUAACCCCGUUGUCAGAAGACGCGGUGGUAGAUUCGAUAACACCUUGGACAGGAACGCAGUCCUCUCAAAUAUUGCCAGAGCUCGCUGUCGCAUUAAUUCGAUCGAACAUUUGGCCGGGGGCGUUCGCGUUCGCCUGUGGAAGGCGAUUCGCUAACUUGUACGUUGGAUGGGGGUGCAAGUAUACGGCUUACAAUUAUAGUCCACCGUGGAUGCCGGAGGUGCAGGAGCAGUAUCCCAUAGGUCCUGAGAUUAUGGAGAUUCGGGAUCCCACGUUUGAGGAGGAGGAGGCAUAUCGAAUCUCCAAAUUACCGCCACCUCCGUUAGAAAUGGAUGAAGAAGAAGAGGCUGUGGAUGUGGAGGAGGAAGAGGAAGAGGAGGAUGACGAAGACGAAUGAUCGAAGCAAUCGCAUUACUGAAAUGGCGAUGAUCUAAAACUGUCGGCACUUUGUGUUUGGAAAGGCACUGGCUUCUGUGGAUUGUGGAUAAAUUUAGGAAUAUUUGGGAAUUCGAUUUUGUAGUUUGAGUCAGGAAUUCUGUGACUCAGAGAUUUAGGAAUUUAGAGAAAGAGAGUUAGAGUUGAAAACUUGGAAAUAUUGAAAUUUGAAAUCUCAGGACUUUAAGAUCCCUGUAUUGAGAAGAUGUAGUACAGUGUGCGAAUUGUUCUCCACACAUAAUUUUUAGACUCGUGGAAUAUAUUGUAAGCAAUAU